UCAAACUAGAAAAUCCAAAUAACUUUGACCUUUUAUUCGGAUGCAAAUAAAUAUCUCGUAAAACGCGGCCAAUUAAAGGCUAAUACUUGGAAACGAAGGAAAAGCCCAGUCCCUUUCCUUCUCAUCUUUUAAUUUCUUUAUCAUCAUCAUCAUCUCAAUACUUCAACAUAAAACUUUCAAAAUUGAAAAAAUAAAAAUAAAAUAAAAUAAAAAUAAAGGACCGAGAGGAGCGGAAAUGUGUUUCAAGUUGGUUUUUCGAUCUCUGCAAGAGGUCUUUCCCCAGGUUGAUCUUCGUAUACUCAAGGCUGUUGCAAUUGAACAUCCUAAGGAUGUUGACGCAGCUGUUGAAUUUGUUCUUUCUGAAGUUCUACCUUCUUUAAAUGAACAAACCGAGGAAUUAUACACACUUGAUGGAUUUGAACGUUCCCCAGCUGAAGUUGAGGUGCAGGACACUUUUUUGGGUAAUCAAAGAGCUGAAGAGGAGAAUAUAAAUCUUCUUCCAGGAUCAUCAGUAUGUUAUGAAACUGAUCCGCACAGUGAUUAUUUAUUGGCUGCUAAUAUGGAAGUAGAUGGAGAUUUGUUAUCAAAUUUGCCUUCAGAACCAACCUGUGUAGAACGUGAAAUGACUGAUGUUGCUGAUAAUGCAAAUGCUGCACUUCAUGUCAAAUCACAGUCAAUGAAUGAUACUGCUAGUUGUUCUUAUACCUAUAUUAGCAAUCAGCUUGACUCCAAUGAAGAACCACUAGCCAUUUUAUCAAAUGCCAGUGUUAACGGUCAACUAAUGUCCAAUGAAGAUUCUGAAGACCAAGAUACUUCAGUAGGGCACAUUUCUCGACCACUUCAGGCAUUAGAAGGAAAUGAUCAUGGUGGUUCACUUGCUAAUGUAUUAAGAAAUGAUUCAGAAAUUAGUGAUUCUUCCCCACCUGCUAUUGCUUCUAUUCAGAAUAUUUCGUCAUCUGUUUGUGAAGAUACUUCAAAUCUGCAGUGUGGAGCUUCUUUGGACCAAGUUGAUGACAGUAUUUUAGGUAAUUCUGCAGAGGAACACUCAAGGAGUAUAUCUGAAAAUGCUUCAGAGUUUGUGGCUCUUGAAACUGCUGGGUCUUCUGGUGCUGAAAUGACUACAUUAGUAGGUAGCCAGUCGAACAAUGUAGUGGGAAUGGACACCUUGGAGGAUUUUGUAUCAGAUGUUAGACGCAACAAGGAAACUUUGGUGCUUGCCUUUGAAUCAGUAAAUGAUAAGAUGAAAGAAGUGGAGCUUCAUGAAGAUAGAGCCAAACUAGCUAAGGAAGACGUCUCCAACGCUGGCCUUCAGAUCCUUGCCAAGGCAGAAGACAUGAAAGAAAAGUUGAAACAUGUGAAAGAAGCAAACGAGAUGCAAUCUGGAGAAGUUUAUGGUGAAAAGUAUACAUUAGCAAUCGAAGCUCGGGGGCUUCAGUCUCGCCUUCUUAAUCUAUCAGAAGAAAGAGAUAAGACUCUCUCAAUAAUUGAGGAGAUUGACCGAACUCUGGAGGUGCGCCUAGCCGCUGCCAAAGAAGAAGAAGCUGCGGCUGAAAAAGAGAAGCUUGAAAGGGAAGAAGCUGCAAUCAAAUUUCUUAAGGAGCAGGAAGUCAUCAUGGAGGAACUAAUGCAAGAGUCAAAAAAACUUCAACAAGCAGCAGAGGAAAAUACCAUGCUGAAGGAGUUCUUAAAUUACUGUGGCAAAUUUGUUGAUGGAUUGCAGGGAGAAAUUGCGGUUGUCUGUGGGGAUGUGAAGCUGCUUAAAGAAAGUAUUGAUGGUCGUCUCAGGAAAACUCUGCCUCCUAUAAGCUCCAGCUUGUCCUCUUCAUCAAGCUCCUCAUCUAAUCUCAGGAGCUCUUCUGAACGAAUUCUUCAUACUGUGGAGCUGGGAGAGAGUUCAAUAGGUAAUAUUCUAGAAGCUCCCGAGAACAAGCAGCUUCAAAGCAAUGCAAAUGAUAACAAUUCAGAUGAUGACUGGGAAAUUUUUGGAUGAUGUGGUUCAGCUGCACCCCUGUAACUCCUUGAUUUUGAGAAGUACCUUUUAGGAGUUAUCGCAGCCUAGACUUGUAUAUAUAAAUUAAAAAAAUAAGGGUUUUGAACUCUCCAUAUCAUCUUUUGUGUAUAGUAUUAGUCUUGUUAUAGCUAUGUGGUAUGUUAGACUUGUGCAAGUGGAAUUAAAUGUUGAAUGCUUGGGACUUGUUCAUAGUAUUACUUUGUAUUAAUAAUCCAGUACUUAUCUCGAGAGAACCACAGGGAAGUAGACAUAAGGGUUAUAUUUUCAUAUGACAUUUCUGAUUGGCAUAUUUUGAUGAGUUGUAUAUUA
Molecule: messenger RNA, 2320 nt
Organism: Asparagus officinalis (garden asparagus)
Lineage: Eukaryota; Viridiplantae; Streptophyta; Magnoliopsida; Asparagales; Asparagaceae
Exons: 9
Coding region: 236-1990 (584 amino acids)
Molecular function (GO): ubiquitin binding
Source: RefSeq, a predicted model, not a curated record